GACACGCCAUUUGUUUCUAUGUCUGACAUCCUCCUCUUUUCUCUGGUCCGUGGGAGCUUUUGCAAGCGGGACCAGGCCGCAACACCCGAACCAGCAGCGAGAGAAGGAGCCCGGCAUGCGGCGCACUCAGAGUGACGACACACGCGAGUCUCCGCCCGAGUACGUCACUUCCGCAACGCUUCCUUCGCGGGGCUUUGUGGGUAGCCGACUGGGGUCUCCUGGCGACGACCAUGGCGGGGGAUGUGGGCGGUCGCAGCUGCACGGACUCGGAACUGCUGCUGCACCCGGAGCUGCUGUCCCAGGAGUUCCUUCUCCUCACUCUGGAGCAGAAGAACAUAGCUGUUGAAACUGAUGUAAGAGUAAACAAAGACAGUCUUACUGACCUUUAUGUCCAACAUGCAAUACCAUUGCCUCAGAGGGAUUUGCCGAAGAAUAGAUGGGGGAAAAUGAUGGAAAAGAAAAGAGAACAACAUGAGAUUAAAAAUGAGACUAAAAGGAGUAGCACUGUAGAUGGGUUAAGGAAAAGACCCCUCAUCGUAUUUGAUGGAAGUUCAACAAGUACAAGCAUAAAAGUGAAAAAGACAGAGAAUGGAGAUAAUGAUCGACUGAAGCCUCCCCCUCAGGCAAGCUUUACCAGUAAUGCCUUUAGAAAAUUAUCAAAUUCCUCUUCAAGUGUUUCACCCCUAAUUUUGUCUUCCAAUUUGCCUGUGAACAAUAAAACGGAACACAAUAAUAAUGACACUAAACAGAACCAUGACUUAACGCAUAGGAAAAGUCCUUCAGGCCCUGUGAAGUCGCCACCAUUGUCCCCUGUUGGAACUACUCCAGUGAAGUUAAAGCGAGCUGCUCCUAAAGAAGAGGCAGAGGCCAUGAAUAACCUGAAGCCCCCACAAGCAAAAAGGAAGAUACAACAUGUUACUUGGCCCUGAAGAAAAGUUUCCAAAAAUGUAAAUAUACUGUAACUGUAGUUUUUCAAAUAUGUUCAUAUAUAUUGACAAUAUUUACAGAAAUCCUGAUUAUUGUGGAAUUUUCUUAAGAGGUUUCAAAUAGGUUUAAAAAAAUAAAGGAUUUAUUUUCCUUCCCUUCUUCCCUCCCUCCCUUCCUUUUUUAAAAUUCUUGCCUGUCUUGCCCUGAUUAGGAAAGAAUAUCUUUUUAAACCAAUGGCUUAGUAUAUGUCAUUUAUAUUGACCCUACUGAAAUUAUUAGCUACAAAUGUGCUAUAAAGCAUCCAUUGAAUUGGCCAGGCGCAGUGGCUCAUGCCUAUAAUCCCAGCACUUUGAGAGACUGAGGUGGGCAGAUCACCUGAGGUCAGGAGUUUGAGACCAGCCUGACCAACAUGGAGAAACCCCGUCUCUACUAAAAAAUACAAAAUUAGCUGGGCAUAGUGGUGCAUGCCUGUAAUCCCAGCUAUUCAGGAGGCUGAGAUAGGAGAAUCGCUUGAACCUGAGAGGCAGAGGUUGCGGUGAGCCAAGAUCGCACCAUUGCACUCCAGCCUGGGCAACAAGAGUGAAACUCCAUCUCAAAAAAAAAAGCAUUCAGUGAAUUUUCGGAGUUACUCUCAUUAGCCUUGUUCAGAGUCUUUGGGGGAAAUUUGAGAUUUUUGAGAUUUUUUUUAAAAACUCAAAUAUUUUACUAGUUUGCCUGCCAUUUUAUUUCUUUUACAAAGCAGAAGCAUAUACCAAUUUAUCACAGUAUUUUAGUAAAUAUUGCAGCAUUCAUCCUUAAAGGUUCACCAAGAAAAGCAUCUUUGUAGUAGUGCUGGAAAACUAUUCAGAAUAUACAGAUAAAAAUGCUGUUCUUUAAUUGCUUACAUUGCUUCUUCCCAUAAAAAGCAAAAAGGAAUCAGUGCUUGCUAUUGCUCCUUUCCUUGAAGUUGUAACAAUUGAUACCUAUAUUAUGAGUUGACUGGUCGAUUCUGUACCUGGCCCAUCCUUUAGAAUGUUCUUGUCAUGUAGCAGUCCUACGUACUCUUUUCAUGAGCAGUCUGUGAUCUCACUGUGUGAGUUCAGCUAUUACUCGCUCGUGGGAGCUUAAUCUUUUCAAAAUGAAGUUGAUUUAAAAAGUCUUCAGGCAGAGUAAUCAUGUUAGAGGUGGUAUUCGAUGGAAGAAAGCUUAGAGAGUUAGGAGUGGGGGGUAGAAUUCUAGAAUUUAUAAGAGUCCAGGAAGCAUAGCAGUCAGGGGCAAAAAUUAGUGUAAUAUGGAGUAGGCAAUAGAGGAGCUACUGGAGUCGGAAGUCACUGCAGAGUGCAACAUAGGAAGAUGGACUCCAAGCUUACAUGAGAUUCCCUGCAGCUGUAAUAUAGACAAUUCCCACAUGGCUGUUCUACACAGAAUUACCUGCUAAGAUUUUUUGUUUAUUUUUGUUUGAGUGGUAUUUUCACUCCAAUUGUAUAAUGGAAAUCAGUGGGAAAAUAGGGUUUACCUUAUAUUCAUGAGUUCUAGUUUCUACUGUUCUGCUAUGUGUUUCUAAGCAAGAGCAAAGGAUACUUCAUACUUUUUUCAUUAUAUGAUUGAUCUUCAAAUUGGGAUUUACCUUUUUCAAUAUGUUUGAAAGUAGUCUUAUUCCUCUUUUGAUUUGUUAAACAAGCAUUUUAGUUCAGCUAUUGAAUAGCCUUCCAAAAAAUUAAUUUAGCCUUGCAGGUAAGUACCAUACUAAGACUUUAACCCAAUAGUUUUUAAUCAUUCUGCCUUUAUUCCAAACUGUAAAUCUGUACACAUAAGAUAAAACAUACUAAGUAUUGCAUAAAUUGUUAACGUUACAGUAAAUUGUUAUCUGCAGGGCUGACAGACAUAAUGUUGGUGGGCAACUGUGAUCCUAUACAUACAUAUAUGCAAAAGGAGAUUUUAAAAGUGCAGAUUAUAGAGUAGAUUGACAAAUUUUAUUUUAUAUUCAGUUGUCCUUUCUGCUUCCAUCUGUGUUUCUCUCUUAGUUGAGAGAGAGUUAGCCAUUUGACGAUUUUAAGUCAGUGGGAACUUAUUUUUAGUUACUCAAUAAAAUUAAUAUUUUAUUUGUAUUUUAACUUACAGAGUAGGUUGGUAAUAACAGCUGAACUGUGUAACAUUGUUGCUUCAAAUUGAAGUUUAUAUUAUGAACAUUCAGAAUCAAUGCUCAUGUAGCAGCAUAUUAUUGAGCUAUUUUGAGUUUGAAAUGUGGAGAAACGCUAAACCAUGUACUAUGUGUUAACAUAAUCCCACCUUCUUAGAGCUUUGUUCCUUCUGAAGGUGUAUAGAUACAGCUUGUCUUGAAAUGUCUUUCUCCACAUAAUGAAGCAUGCUGAAUGCUGGGAAUCUGGAGCAGCAGCCCUGGGAGCCCUGAGUUUUGAAGUGUUUUGGUUUGCUUCAAAGGUUAGAAGAACUUGAUAUGUAUGGCAAACAACUUUAGAAUACUAGUUACUCACUAACAUGAGGCGGGUAAUGUUGCUCUAGAUUCUAUAUUCCAGUAAAGCCAGCUUUUCUUAUUAUUGGAGUAGGCAAAUGAAUGGCAUUAGAAUUAGUGGGUGGCUUGUAAGUUGUAGUUAUAGGCACUUUACCACUUCCUGCCAUUAGCAGGCAUCCUUGUUUUUUCUUCUUUUCCCUCUUUGUUCCUUCUUUUCCCUUUCUCCUUAUACAUUUUCUUUCUCUACUUUAAUUCUCCUUCCUCCUUACUGUAGAUCCCAAGCUUCUAGCUUAGGUUUGCAAGUCAUAUUGCUUGGCCCUCCUCAUUCACUGAGAGGUGAAGAUAGGCUGACCCCCUGUCCUCUUACAUUUGAGGGAUCAUAGACUGCUGUGUGAAUUCUGGAAAGUCUCAGGUCCCUACAGCACCAGGGCACUGAAUGGCUUCUCAAUGGCUGUAGAGACAGUACAGUUUUCCAAAGCAGCCUAAUUCAUCUGGACAGCUACCAGGCACUUUGGAAAGUUGGUUCAGUUACUACUAUGAGGCCAUAAUAUAUUUGCUGGUUUUAAAAUUCUUCAGAAUUGGAAUUACUAUUUGAAAUAAUAUUUUGGUUGACUUAAGUUUUGAGAGACAAUUCUAAAAUUGAUCUAGAGACUCAUUCAAUAGCAAUGUGACCUUUUAAAUACUUACAUUAAGUAAAACUGCCAGUAGAUUAAAUCAUAUAUAUAUAUAUGUAUAUAUAUAUGUAAGAGCUUCCUCUAUUUACUACUGUUGAACUUCAGUAAUUUUUAGAGGCUAAAUAAUGGUCAGAAUGUUUUUAAGUGUGCUCUUUUAUUACAUGCUUGUGCAGGUUUUGUAAUUCAGUACAGAAAAGUUUAACCUUGUACAUUUUUGUAUGUAAAAAGUCUUUUAAGUAGCCUUAUCCUUAUUUAAAUAAACAGAAUAAAAUUA
Pan troglodytes (chimpanzee) is the source of this 4324-nucleotide messenger RNA. It is a transcript of the gene TSLIG2, whose product is annotated as chromosome 2A C2orf49 homolog. Gene Ontology annotation, biological process: embryonic morphogenesis. The transcript is spliced from 4 exons. NCBI's taxonomy places the organism in Eukaryota, Metazoa, Chordata, Mammalia, Primates, Hominidae. The coding region runs from base 231 to 929 and encodes 232 amino acids. The record is from RefSeq and is a predicted model, not a curated record. Gene Ontology annotation, cellular component: tRNA-splicing ligase complex.